CAUUCUAUUUAACUGCCAUACCCCUCUCUCUCUCUCUCUCUCUCUCUAAAAUGAGCAUCUCACACUGGUUAACAAGAAUAGGUGGUGGUAACUUAAUCAAGAAAAUCAUAUGUAGCAGUCUAACAUUGAGCCAUUAUCAAGCAACUGCUUCUUCUUCAUUUCCCUUUCUUAUUAGAAGAAAUGAACAUAAGGCGAUUUUCGCAUUCUGCAGCUCAACAAAUGUUGCUUUCUUUGGGGCUCGCCGUUACAACUCUACGAAAACUGAGGGACAGCUCUUAUCUGAAUCAGAUGAUGAGGAUGGUUCUACUUUAGAAGAGAAGCAGGGAUUCGAUUUUCCAGGUGGCAAGAUUGCGUAUACAACUAAGCUGAACUUUCUUCCUGCUUCAUCUGAGAAGAGGGUGCAAUGUUAUCGAGUACUUGAUGAGGACGGUUACACGAUCUUAUCUAACAUGUCCGAACUAGUGAGUAAAGAGCUUGCAUUGAAAGUGUAUAGUGGCAUGGUUACCCUUAAUACUAUGGAUAAAUUCUUAUAUGAAGCACAAAGGCAAGGAAGAUUAUCAUUCUAUUUAACCACCUAUGGUGAGGAAGCUAUCAACUUAGGAUCAGCUGCGGCACUUAGCUCAGACGAUAUAGUGUUGGGGCAGUAUAGAGAGGCAGGCAUUUUGUUAUGGCGUGGUUUCACGGUGCAAGACUUUGCAAACCAAUGCUUUGGAAACAACGAUGGCCAUGGAAAAGGCAGGCAAAUGCCAGUUCAUUAUGGAUCAAAGAGCCUCAAUUUUGUUACAAUCUCAUCGCCUUUAACCACACAACUUCCACAAGCAGUUGGUAUGGCGUAUUCCCUAAAAAUGGAUAAAAAGGAUUCUUGUGUAGUGGCCUUUUUCGGAGAUGGUAGUGCAAGUGAGGGUGAUUUUCAUGCUGGAUUGAAUUUUGCUGCGGUUAUGGAUGCCCCGGUUGUGUUCAUAUGUCGCAACAAUGGAUGGGCUAUUAGUACUCCUGUCACCCAACAAUUUCGAAGUGAUGGGAUUGUUGUAAAAGGCCAAGCCUAUGGAAUUCCAAGUAUAAGAGUAGAUGGCAACGAUGCUCUUGCGGUUUACGAUGUUGUUCGUAGUGCUCGUGAGAUGGCCAUCAAUGAACAACGACCAAUCCUUAUCGAGGCGAUGACAUAUAGAGUAAGUCACCACUCAACAUCCGACGAUUCCACAAAGUAUCGGUCUGUCGAAGAAAUCGAGCACUGGAAAACGCUCCAUUCUCCUAUAACGAGAUUAAGAAAAUGGAUUGGGCGAAACGGUUGGUGGAGUAAUAAAGAUGAAUCAAAGCUUCAUGGUGAGGCGACCACACAGGUUAAAGUUGCGAUUGAUGAAGCUGAAAAGAAAAAAAUGCCACCACUUAGAGACAUGUUCACAGAUGUAUAUGAUGAGUUACCUUUAAAUCUAAUGGAGCAAGAAACAAUGCUUAGAGAAACAAUACAAAAGCAUCCAAAGGACUUUCCUAACAACAUGCCACUAUGAAAUCUUUUUUAGGUUAAUUUAUUUGCUAUAUGUAACAGAAAAUGUACGAGCUUGAUUCAAUGUUAUCCUUUUAAUCUAUAGCACAUAAGCAUAUUAAUCAUCAA
Molecule: messenger RNA, 1612 nt
Organism: Helianthus annuus (common sunflower)
Lineage: Eukaryota; Viridiplantae; Streptophyta; Magnoliopsida; Asterales; Asteraceae
Product: 2-oxoisovalerate dehydrogenase subunit alpha 1, mitochondrial
Exons: 9
Coding region: 51-1508 (485 amino acids)
Biological process (GO): branched-chain amino acid catabolic process
Molecular function (GO): oxidoreductase activity, acting on the aldehyde or oxo group of donors, disulfide as acceptor
Source: RefSeq, a predicted model, not a curated record